Messenger RNA from Scedosporium apiospermum, 1665 nucleotides. RefSeq lists its product as uncharacterized. The transcript is spliced from 7 exons. Lineage: Eukaryota; Fungi; Ascomycota; Sordariomycetes; Microascales; Microascaceae. The coding region runs from base 1 to 1665 and encodes 554 amino acids. Gene Ontology annotation, molecular function: methyltransferase activity. The record is from RefSeq and is a predicted model, not a curated record.
AUGGGCGCGAAUGAUGAGCAACAAAACGAAUCGAUGGACAUCAAUCAUCAUACCCCCACCGUGGCCCUUGACGGAAAACUGUACCUAGCACCCCUAGAAAAGGAAAAGGUCAAGAAAGCCAUCGAUAUUGGCACCGGAACCGGAAUCUGGGCAAUCAAUUUUGCCGACGAGUUUCCGGACGCCGAGAUUAUUGGAACGGAUAUUUCGCCCAUCCAACCGGGUUGGGUGCCCCCAAACUUGAAGUUCGAAAUCGAAGACUGCACGCAGCCUUGGACGUUCGCGCCGGAUUCGUUUGACUACGUCCACUUGCGGUGGCUGGUUGGCAGUAUCCCUGAUUGGGAGGCGUUGUACAAGGAAGCCUUCCGAGCCUGUCGACCGGGUGGUUGGGUGGAAAGCUUCGAGCCCGAAUCGGAUGUAGUCAGUGACGAUGGCACGGUCACGGAACAUACAGCGCUAGGCCAAUGGGGCAAGUUCUUCGCCGAGGGCGAGAAGAAGACGGCGCGUCUCUUCACUGUCGUUAGGCGGGGCCUGCAGCGGAAAUACAUGGAAGAAGCGGGAUUCGUUGACAUCAAGGAGUUCGACUUUAAGCGGAAGCAGACCAUUCAGCCUUGGGGGGGCAACUUGCCCUGCUGCCACGGUCCUAAAGACGGCUGCGUGGCUCAUAACUCCGCGCGGACGCCGACGUUCUGGGACUCGUCGCUGCCAUCCAGCGUCAAACCUGUCACCGACUCCUUCCUCGAGACCAUCUUCGGCGACAGGAGCAAGAAUAAGCCAAGCCAGGGCCAAGGCCGGGCCCCAGAGCCAGAACCCGUCAUUUUGUCCGUCUUACCACGCGAAUCGGCAAACUUAGACAACCUCCCUCUCGUCCAUCCUUCGGUACCUUACACCAUCUCCUUCUACCACAUCCACGCUGCCAUGAGCGCCGUCGCCGACGGCGAGGACCCCUCGGCACUGCUCAACUUCCUUACCUGCCGCGGCACGAGCGGCUCCCGUCCCAAGAUCGCCUGGUCCGUCACACCGCUCGUGGCCAACGGGACCUUCCUCCUCGAGCACGCCUACGAAUUUCCCAUCAACCUGCAGCACGAAGCCGGCGACACGAGCUAUCACACCAAGAACUGGUUCGUGUCGAAGGGGUUCCGCAGCUUCGCGCCCUGCUCGCACUGCGUGUACGUUUUUCGCUCGAUACGAGAGACGCGCAAGGACCGCGGCGACCGCCACGUCUGCGUCGAGUUCAGCCUCCGUAACGUGCUGGGCCAGGAGUUCCGCGACGAGUGGAGCUGCGAGGCCGGCCGCCGCCAGCCGCAAAAAAUGUGCUGCGGCAUGUGCUACACCGAUUUCUGCCUGAGCUUCCAGCCGCAGUGGCGCGCCGUGCAGGUGCGCCUCUGGUCGCAUCGCGAUCUCGGUGCCGGCGUGGAUCCAAGCGAUCCCAAGUGGAUCGCCGCCAUGGGCGGCCAGGCCAUCCAGAGGGUCAAGAAAGACUUUGGGAGGAUUCGCUCAGCCUUCAGGUCGCCGGCUGAAUUGGGCCAGCAGGAGACACAGAACGAUAUGAAUUGGCAGAGUCCAGCGAUGUCAUCACAGCAGGGGUCGCAAAUGGGGUCAUAUGCGCUACAGGACGCCUCGAAUGCGCCCUCGCCUCCGCCAUACAGCCCGAAGGAUAUCUACUGA